AUGGAUAUGGAUAUGAUGCCCCACCGGUCCAAGAAUCAGAGCUCCAGGAUCAAACAUAUGCACCGUGGAGGAAGAGGCGGAUCGGCCGCUCAUGAUACUCAGCUGAUAAUCAAGCUCCCGGAAUGGCGAGUCUGGAGGGUGAUCGCCCGGUCAGUGUUUCUCAUGACCGCGAUUUUAGCGUUCCCAUGGGCUGGAUCAAUGGUUAGAUCUUCUGAGCCCCAUUAUCAUGCCGUUCAAUCGGAAACGCUCGAUGAUGCGGUCUACUUACAGAUGCUUUUUCGAGAUCUAUCCGAAGCGGGCCUGCUUAGAUCCGGACACCGAGUCCUUUUCAUUGGCGAGGCGUGCCAGCAUUGCGAGCAGAUCUUGAAAGAGAAGAUAGAUCUGGUCUCCCUGCUCGAUGUUGAGCUCCGGCAAUCUGUCCUCAAUGAAACCUACGACUUUGCGUUCGCGGACGGCUUCUCCGCCGCAGAAUUCAUGGGCCGCGCACUCAAGAUAGGCGGUAUCAUGGCCGUCCGCAUGAGUGGGGACCCUUUGGCCACUUUCUCCGUACCCUUGAACUUCAAGAUCGUCUACAUCCGUCAGUUUGAUGUGACCAUGAUCGCAAUGGAGAAAACUGGCCCGGCCGUGGACCCGACAUUGCGGUCCCCGAUCAACAGGCGGCUGUGCGCAGUCGCAUCAGAUGCCAAGAAGGCCUCGCUGAUGAGCGGCCUUGAAGAGGUGCCAUUAGAGCCGCUGCAGGUGAAUUCAGCAGAAUCCAGCCUCUACCUUGAGCAAACCAAGUAUCUUCCGGAUCUGACGGGUGAUCCGCUCGACCUCUACCCGCGCCGGGUUUUCAUCGAUGCGGGGCCUACGGGUGGAGUCGGCAGCGGCAGCUGGUUCAAGCAUCAUUACCCGACAAGGGACCAGGAAUUCGAGAUAUACGAAGUAGAGCCAGCGGAGGAAGGCGGCCCGCUGGCGGCCCCGAUCGGAGUAUCCAAUUGGCUGAUUAUGAAUGUGAGGGAAGAAGAGUAUGUGGUGAUGAAAGCAGAGGCAGAUGUGGUGGAAGAGAUGGCCAAGAGCAAGGCCAUUUGCCUCGUUGAUGAGCUCUUCUUGGAAUGCAACCAUCAGGGGCAAAAUGGGAAGGGGGGAAAAAGGAGCCGGAGGGCAUAUUGGGAAUGCUUGGCUCUCCUGGGUAAGCUGAGGGAUGAAGGCAUAGCCGUUCAUCAGUGGUGGGCCUGA
Messenger RNA from Magnolia sinica, 1218 nucleotides. RefSeq lists its product as uncharacterized. Bases 1 to 1218 code for a protein of 405 amino acids. Lineage: Eukaryota; Viridiplantae; Streptophyta; Magnoliopsida; Magnoliales; Magnoliaceae. The record is from RefSeq and is a predicted model, not a curated record. The transcript has a single exon.